AUGUGCCUUUCAUCCGUAUCCCCGUUGGAAAGGUACACCAUAAGCCGCGAUCUCGCCUUCUUCUGUCUUGAUUUCUACUCGGCUGACAGAGCAUCUGACCUUGGUCGUGUUUAUACCAAAGAGGUUCUCCUGCUACCUGAGGAUCAAGGUCUUUUGUUUCACCACACGUUUGGGAAGACGCUUCGUGGAAAGGACUCCAAGAAUCAGUUAGCCGUUAAAAGGUGCCCCCAGGACACUGUGGUUUGCCCUGUUGUAAAUCUCACCACGUAUGUUAAGAUAGCCGACCUCAUGAACAUCAACCUUCGGGAGGGUUUUCUCUUCCUUGAUACCGACCCUAAAGGUCGUGUUUCUCCAAAGCCGUUCGUGGGUUCUACAGUGGCGAACCAUCUCCGCCUUCAUCUCACGGCAUUAAAUAUUGAUGAGGGUGAAACUAUGCACAGUUUUAGGAGCGGUUGUUCCAUAACUCUAUCUCUUCUAGGUGCCUCAGAUGACCAAGUGGCUAGUCCUGUUGGCUGGAAAAGCAUCCAGAUGGCUCGAUAUUAUUCUCAAGUCCCCAAAGAUAUGGAUUUGUCGCUGCCAGCUUCUCUUCUUGCCCAAGGCACUGUUAGAGGGAAAGAUAGUAUUUCUCGUGCAGGUUCAUUAGGGGCCGAGUUCAGCGCUCGCAAUAAUCUCGAGGGGCUAUCCCUCGCCUUUCCUUGA
This is a messenger RNA of Porites lobata, 699 nucleotides long. NCBI's taxonomy places the organism in Eukaryota, Metazoa, Cnidaria, Anthozoa, Scleractinia, Poritidae. The record is from the annotation of a GenBank genome assembly.